AUGGCAAGCAACAUUUUUCACCUGACCGGCAAAGUUGCGCUAAUUACAGGUGCUGGAAGUGGCAUUGGAGCAGAGACAGCCAUUUUGUUUUCUAAACUUGGAGCAUCCAUAGCAAUUGUGGGUAGAAAUGAAAAAAAUCUUCAAUCCACAAAAGAAAAAUGCAUUGUUCAUUGUAAGGGUGUUGAACCACUAAUGAUACCAGGAGAUGUAACGAAUGAAAAAGACUGCAAGAACAUGGUGGAAACUGUUAUAGGAAAUUUCAAAAAACUCGACAUCUUGGUGAAUAGUGCUGGUGUUUUGGAGAUGGGAUCCAUCGAGACAACGACACUUCUGCAAUAUGACAAUGUGAUGAAUGUUAACGUAAGAGCCAUCUACCACCUGACCAUGUUGUGUGUGCCACAUCUGAAAAAGGUGAAGGGCAAUAUUGUCAACGUUUCUAGUGUCUGUGGCACGAGAUCGUUUCCAGGAGUUCUUGCUUAUUGUGUUUCAAAAAGUGCUUUGGAUCAGUUGACCAGCUGUACUGCUCUUGAACUGGCACCUCACGGAGUGAGAGUUAAUGCUGUCAAUCCUGGAGUCAUCGUGACGGAACUGCACAAGAGAUCUGGAUCUUCUGAUGAAGAAUACAAAGCUUUCAUAGAGAAGACGAAAUUAACGCAUCCACUCGGUCGCCCAGGAACGCCAGAUGAAGUAGCCAAUGCAAUCGCUUACCUGGCGUCCGACCUGGCCUUGAACAUCACCGGUGAACAUCUGCAUGUCGAUGGAGGCAGACAUGCUGCCUGCCCCAGGUAACUAACCCGUCGACCAGCCGACCACCAAUCGACAACUAUUAAUAAAUUAACUAAUUUUUCUAAAAACGCACAAAGCGUUGAACGAGUUGAUAUUUUGUUUGAUUAAAAUCGUUAUUACAAUUUAAAUUUAUUUUUCUAACUCCUAACAAAAAUACGACUUGCCAAUUGAACCACUUUUGCAGGUUCUGUCGGCGAUUAAGAAAUUUGAUUUCGGUAUUUAUUCCUUUAUUUUAUACAAAAA
Messenger RNA from Helobdella robusta, 1029 nucleotides. RefSeq lists its product as hypothetical. Gene Ontology annotation, molecular function: oxidoreductase activity. NCBI's taxonomy places the organism in Eukaryota, Metazoa, Annelida, Clitellata, Rhynchobdellida, Glossiphoniidae. The transcript has 9 exons. The record is from RefSeq and is a predicted model, not a curated record. The coding region runs from base 1 to 789 and encodes 262 amino acids.